Messenger RNA from Mycena citricolor, 900 nucleotides. The record is from the annotation of a GenBank genome assembly. NCBI's taxonomy places the organism in Eukaryota, Fungi, Basidiomycota, Agaricomycetes, Agaricales, Mycenaceae.
CUGACGGCCACUAAUCUUGAACGUUGGAAACGUUCAGUCUUGAUGGUUGCGAUCUGGCCUCACGUUUCAUACGACUGCAGUUCAGUGGAAUUUCAGAAGACCCUCUCAACGACUUCUCGCCAUGCUCUUCGUCCUUUCGGUCAUUCGCGAUAUGUAUACCAAGCACCCGAGCACACCGGGCAUUCCGGGCGUGAAGGAAUCAACCCAAAGCAUAUUCGAGCGCACCGUGCUCCAGAUUCUCUAAUACAUAUAAAUCGGGUGGCGAACCAACAUGGAUCAUCGUGGUGAGAACAGCUCGCGAGCGAGCCGGCCGCCGCGAAAUUGCAGACGCGCCAGCAUCUCGUUACCUCCCAUCAUCGGUGGUACCGCUUCUCCCUCUCAUGACAUACACACCACCUGCAAGCCCAGCAACCGCGAUCCCGAGCAUCCCAGCGCCGUAAUACGCCGGCUUGAACAAUCCCUGCUCGAGCAACCGCAUAUUCGAGAAAUACCGCGCGGUCCCGUACGCAAUCGAGCCUCCGCCCGUGCCCAGCAACGCGCCCACAAGCGCGUCAUGCCCGACCUCCCAGUCGUCCUCCGCGGGUUUCAGGGGCGUGGAAGGCGUUGAAGACGUAGAUUGCUGAUGGCUGGGAGCCUGGAGCUGGCGGAGCACGCCCUCGAGAUCGAGUUGCGCGAAUCGCUCGACGGCGAUGCCCAGGGCGACGAACCCCAGACCGGUUCGCAGCCAGGCGAGGAAGGUCCGCUCCGACGCAAGAUGAUCUCGCGCAACCGAGCCUGUGUUCUUGAGUACGGGAGUGCGCAACCGGGCAAACAUGACUGCGGCGUGGAAGAGAUUGGAAAUCCGCAAUGCGCAUCAUGUGUCUGUCACAUGCGAUAAGGCCUAGCAGGGCUGGAACAGAG